AACAGUUUUCUGACGAAACGAGCUUAGAAAAUUUACUUGCUAAAAAAUUAAGUUUCAGCCAUGAGGUAAUGUUUGUGUCCGUGUUUUGUCUGUGCUGUGCUAUCUUUUACACUGCCGACUGCAGAACAGUUAUAUUGGUCGCAACUACCCCUGGAUUAUGGCCAUCUGACGUUUAUACGGAGGUAUAUGCUUCCAUUGCUGAUGUGCCGUCCAAGUCGAUGUUUCCUGGCGAACUUCGGAAAGUAUGCAGCAGCACAAAAUUCAGCCCAUGCCACGAAAAUGCUGAUUGCAUUCAGUUAAAGGAUGUUGUCCAAUGUACGUGUCGUGCUGGUUAUAUCGAUGGCAGUUUAAAACCCUACCCUCCGUCUAACUUAACAGCCAACGGUACAAAUUGUAUAGACUUGAAUGAGUGUGAUGCGAGCAACUAUACUUGCGGAGGAUAUCGCAAUACUUGCACGAAUACUAAUGGUUCCUACGUGUGCAACUGCAGUGCCGGAUAUCAAUACAACGCAACGACAAAUAAUUGCACAGAUUUAGACGAAUGUUUUGGCAUAAACACAAAAUGUGGCAUCGGUACUGCCCGUUGUGAAAACACACCUGGAUCUUACUUUUGCACAUGUCGAAAUGGAUUUUUGUUCAAUGAUACACUUAAAGCUUGCAUGGAUGUUGACGAGUGUCUUGACCCUAGCGCAUGUGACGUGAACGCAGUUUGUAGGAACAACAUUGGUUCUUAUACUUGUUCUUGCCUUCCUGGGUUUACUGGCAGUCAAGGUCGCUGUUUUGAUUUUGACGAAUGUAAAGACCCGGUAGUUUCGGCAGCUUGUAGCGUUAACGGGAAAUGUGAAAAUACAUUUGGAAGCUAUCAAUGUAAUUGUUUUGUUGGUUACAUGAAAGGGACAGUAGAUCAGCACAAGACGUGUAUCGAUUUGAACGAAUGUCUUAGCGAUAAAAGCUGUAGCUCGAAGCAGAAUUUUAACUGCACCAACACCCUUGGUUCAUUCUACUGCUCGUGUAUGUUGGGUUAUAAAUACGAUGCCCCAUCAAAGAAAUGUCUGGGAGAGAACGAAUGUUUAGAUUACCCCUGCCACGCCAAUGCAACCUGUACCGAUGAAAUAAAUGGAUAUUACUGUACAUGUAAUACAGGAUAUGCUGGUAACGGGUAUGGCUGCAUAGAUAUAAACGAAUGUCGGAACACAACCGUGUGUGGUAAUGGUACAAGCAGUUGUACGAACUACGAUGGAGAUUACGAAUGUGCAUGUAAGCCUGGAUACAUCUAUCACAACGAUACAAAAAUGUGUACAGAUUUAAACGAAUGUGAUGGAAAUGACAAUAUAUGUGGUCCAGGCAUGCACCAAUGCUUAAACUACGAGGGUGGUUUUCAUUGUAAUUGUGCUGCAGGUUAUUCAAAUACUAAUAGGAACCAAACCUGCGUCGAUAUCGACGAAUGCUCAGACCAAAUCCACAACUGCUUUGCGCAGUUUGAAUGUAGAAACGCAAUUGGUUCAUUUGCAUGCGUGGAAAAGCAUCAAAAUACAACGACUACAACUCUGACUGGGAAAACUACUGUUAAAAUUGCUUUAUCGACAACAAAAGCAAGACCAGCAACACCAGCAACACCAGCAACAACAGCAACAUCAGCAACAACAGCAACAACAGCAACAACAGCAACAACAGCAACAACAGCAACAACAGCAACAACAACAAGAACAACACCAGCAGCAACAACUUCGAAGCGAACUACAGCAACAACAACAACGAAAUAUAAGACUAAAACUGCUGUUUCAACCGCAACGACAAAACUACUUAUUACAGGACUACCAGGGUUUCAUGAUACGGCUUCAUACAGUUUGAGCGACACCUCAAUCAUUUUCAUAUCCGCGCUUGCUUGCAUCGUCUUUAUCGUCAUUGUUGUCAUUAUACUUCGGACGUGUAAAAGAUCUCGUGGUGUUGAGCAGCAGUCAUAUACUUUAAAAAGUGGGCCACAAACGGAGACCGAUCCUUCGGUUCAAGGAGUGACAUAUAACGUUGAAGAAAUUGAAUAAAACUGACAAAUAACCUGGUUUAAUUAAAACAUACAGGGAUGAUUACAACAUUUUCGUGAAACAUAUAGUAGGGUGGGGUAAAAUGGGACACCGUUUUAAACAAAGAACUCUUCAAGAAUUAUAAAACUGUAUAUCCUUACGACUCCCGUAAACCGUUGUUAAUUGUUUAAAACAGACUCAUAGGAUAUUUGGAUAUUAUGGGCUAAAAAUGUCUUUCUCCACCCUGCUAUAUAGUAACGAUUUCUCUCACGUUCGCCUGCGGUAAAAUGGUAAUGGUAUGUUACCUCUUUACUGAUAAAAAGG
Ciona intestinalis (vase tunicate) is the source of this 2345-nucleotide messenger RNA. NCBI's taxonomy places the organism in Eukaryota, Metazoa, Chordata, Ascidiacea, Phlebobranchia, Cionidae. The record is from RefSeq and is a predicted model, not a curated record.